AGGGAACAAGAAAAAUGACCGUUAGAAUGUCUCAUAUAUAUAAAAACUGAGAUAUCCCUUGAACAAAUUCAUUGCAUUGCAUUACUCCAUUCCAGGAUAUUCUCUUCAUUCUUCAACUCUCUGUCAUUCUGUUUUUUCUUUAUUCAAUAUUCUUAAUGGGUUAUCCACAUAGAUUUAUUUUUUCUAUUAUUAUUAUUAUUUUCUUUUUGAUCUGUUUUUUAUCUUUUAUUGCAGCAGCUUCUAAUUCUAGCAAGCACCAUCACAAAUGGGUCGGACCCUCCGGCCACCUUCUCAUCACCGUCGACGCCAAUGGGCUCGGUAACUUCCGGACAGUUCAAGCUGCUGUCAAUUCCAUCCCCAUUAAUAACACGAAGAAUGUGUUAAUUCAUAUCAAUGCUGGUUACUACAUCGAAAAGGUGGUGGUUCCGGCAUCAAAACCGUACAUAACUUUUGAAGGUGAAGGGAGGGAUGCGAGUGUAAUUGAAUGGCAUGAUAGGGCAUGUGACAAGGGACCGGAUGGGCAGCAGCUGCGUACUUAUCAUACAGCUUCUGUCACUGUAUUGGCAAGUUACUUCACAGCCAGAAAUAUUAGCUUCAAGAAUACUGCACCGGCGCCGAUGCCGGGAAUGGAAGGAUGGCAAGCGGUGGCAUUUCGAAUAUCAGGCGACAAGGCUUACUUCUCAGGAUGUGGAUUCUAUGGUGCACAAGACACAUUAUGUGAUGACGCUGGCCGCCAUUACUUCAAGGAGUGUUAUAUUGAGGGCUCUAUAGACUUCAUUUUUGGCAAUGGACGAUCCAUUUACAAGGAGUGUGAAAUACAUUCAAUAGCAACUAAAUUUGGGUCGAUAGCGGCCCAAGACAGAAAUUCAAUGGAUGAAAAGACCGGAUUUGCAUUUAUACACUGCAGGGUGACAGGUACUGGGCCACUUUAUGUGGGCCGGGCCAUGGGUCAGUACUCAAGGAUUGUAUAUUCCUAUACCUAUUUUGAUGAUAUUGUGGCCCAUGGUGGGUGGGAUGAUUGGGACCACGUCAGCAACAAGAACAAGACGGUGUUUUUUGGGGUGUAUAAAUGCUCAGGUCCGGGAGCAGCAGCAGUCCGUGGGGUAUCAUGGGCAAGAGAGCUUGAUUAUCCAACUGCCCAUCCAUUUCUAGCCAAGAGUUUUGUGAAUGGGAGACAUUGGAUUGCACCCUCAGAUGCUUAGCCUCGCAUUUCACUACAAAAAUUUUUAAUUACUUUAUUCAUUCAGAUAUUUAUUUUUAAAUAAUUUUAGGUUUUAGCUUCAAUUAUAAUUCAUUUUUUAAUUUGUUUAUUCGAUAAAGAAGUGUUUCUAUAGAAAUUCUAUAUAUUCAUAAAUUACAAAUUUGAUUCAUUAUUUUUCUAAUAAAAAAAUGACUGGGCGCGUUACAUUUGG
Molecule: messenger RNA, 1412 nt
Organism: Olea europaea var. sylvestris
Lineage: Eukaryota; Viridiplantae; Streptophyta; Magnoliopsida; Lamiales; Oleaceae
Product: probable pectinesterase 68
Exons: 5
Coding region: 156-1202 (348 amino acids)
Biological process (GO): cell wall modification
Molecular function (GO): pectinesterase activity
Source: RefSeq, a predicted model, not a curated record